CUCACCAGCGAAUCAAGCUAGCUAGCUAAACCGCUGCGUCCGACGUGCAACGGACGAUGGCGGGGGACCCGCGUGCAACGCAGGAUGAAGAAGCCGAGUUAGACGCGGCCUGGCGUGCCAGGCAAGAGUCGAUGGCGGCGCUGCGGAAGACGAUGAUGGAUAUGUUCGCCGGGCCGGCGGCCGAGCUGCUGCGGCCGGACCAACAUCUCCUGCCCGAGCUGGCGGCGUUGAAGAAGACCCUCCAGGAUACGCGCAGGGACCUGCCGACACCCGAGCCGUGGUGGCUGCCGGAGCAUCUCGCGGCGCGUGAGACCGCACUGGCGGGGCAGGAAACCACAGCGGCGCUGUGCGAAGCCGUGGAGGCGCUGCACGGCGACCUCGACGCAGAUGGAUCAGGCGAUGCCUGUCUUAUCGAACGCCUGGCCAAGGCGAUUCUGGCGGAGUACGAAGCCAGAGAGGCGGACUACGAAGCCCAGCAGGCGCUGCACCAAGCCCUCCGGGUGUUCAAGUAAACUUACUAGUAUUACCGCCGCACUUUUGUUCACUUUGUUGAUGAGUGCCGGACUCGAUGGCAAGCCUGUUUGCAUCGAGCUACGUAUAGUGAGUAGGUUUGUUUGGACUCCCUGCUGCUUGCCAUCAACGCGUCGUGAACCAGAGUCGUGGACUCGUGGGAUGGCAUGACAAUGUCCGGGUCACAGUAUACGGGCAAAUGUAGGUCUCGCAAACAUGUUCUAGUUUAUGGUACGAGAGCAUCUAGA
This is a messenger RNA of Triticum aestivum (bread wheat), 758 nucleotides long. RefSeq lists its product as uncharacterized. Bases 57 to 512 code for a protein of 151 amino acids. Lineage: Eukaryota; Viridiplantae; Streptophyta; Magnoliopsida; Poales; Poaceae. The transcript is spliced from 2 exons. The record is from RefSeq and is a predicted model, not a curated record.